Molecule: messenger RNA, 3494 nt
Organism: Brassica oleracea var. oleracea
Lineage: Eukaryota; Viridiplantae; Streptophyta; Magnoliopsida; Brassicales; Brassicaceae
Product: cellulose synthase A catalytic subunit 2 [UDP-forming]
Exons: 12
Coding region: 288-3494 (1068 amino acids)
Biological process (GO): cellulose biosynthetic process; plant-type primary cell wall biogenesis
Cellular component (GO): plasma membrane; trans-Golgi network
Molecular function (GO): cellulose synthase (UDP-forming) activity
Source: RefSeq, a predicted model, not a curated record
CCCUUGGAGGUGGAGCACAGUCGAGCUCCACCAGUACCACCAUCACCGUGGUCCAUGGCCAAUCGUCGUUUUCGUCGGGACCCACUUAUUCUGUGACGUCUCUCUGUAUAUCAUUUGUUGAAAAUUUUUAAUCAUUUUUUUUUGUAUAAAAAGGGUAAAUGAUCUCAGUUUUGCUGUCCACAUUUCAACACAACUCUUUGGCUCUCUGAAUCUAUGUAAUGGGAGCUCAACAGGGUGGGCCAAGGUCUCUGAGCUGAAGAAUAUCGCAAGAAUCCUUCUUUGGGGUCAUGAAUACGGGUGGUCGACUCAUUGCAGGGUCUCACAACAGGAAUGAGUUCGUUCUCAUCAACGCCGACGAGAAUGCCAGGAUACGGUCAUUACAAGAACUGAGUGGCCAAACAUGCCAAAUCUGUGGUGAUGAUAUCGAACUAUCGGUUAACGGCGAGCUAUUUGUUGCCUGCAACGAGUGCGCGUUUCCGGUUUGUAGGCCUUGCUACGAGUAUGAACGUAGAGAAGGAAACCAAGCUUGUCCUCAGUGCAAAACCCGUUACAAACGGAUUAAAGGUAUUCCACGUGUCCAAGGAGAUGACGAAGAGGACGAUGAUGAUGAUCUUGAUCAUGAUGGGAUGAUGGACCCUGAACUUGUUGCCGAAGCCGCUCUCUCUUCACGUCUUAACACCGGUCGUGGUGGUUCACCUGGAUCUCAGAUUCCUCUCUUGACUUACGGUGAUGAGGAUGACGAUAUGUAUUCUGAUCGUCAUGCUCUUAUCCUCCCUCCUUCGACUGGAUAUGGGAAUCGAGUCCAUCCUGCACCGUUUACAGAUUCUUAUGCACCUUCACAAGCAAGAUCAAUGGUUCCUCAGAAAGAUAUUGCGGAAUAUGGAUAUGGAAGUGUUGCUUGGAAGGAUAGAAUGGAAGUCUGGAAGAAGCGACAAGCCGAAAAGCUUCAUGUCAUUAAACAUGAUGGCGACGAGCUGGAUGAUCCUGACAUGCCUAUGAUGGAUGAAGGUAGACAGCCUCUGUCAAGAAAGCUACCCAUUCGUUCAAGCAGAAUAAAUCCUUACAGGAUGUUGAUUCUGUGUCGGCUGGCCAUUCUCUGUCUUUUCUUCCAUUACAGAAUUCUACAUCCAGUAAAUGAUGCUUAUGGAUUAUGGUUAACAUCAGUUAUAUGUGAGAUAUGGUUCGCCGUUUCUUGGAUUCUUGACCAGUUUCCCAAAUGGUAUCCUAUACAACGCGAAACAUACCUUGACAGACUCUCUCUCAGGUACGAGAAGGAAGGCAAACCGUCGGGAUUAGCACCUGUUGAUGUGUUUGUGAGCACGGUGGAUCCAUUGAAAGAACCACCGUUGAUUACAGCAAACACCGUUCUUUCGAUUCUUGCCGUUGACUAUCCCGUGGACAAGGUUGCGUGCUAUGUGUCUGAUGAUGGAGCAGCGAUGCUUACCUUUGAAGCUCUUUCAGAUACAGCCGAGUUUGCUAGAAAAUGGGUUCCGUUUUGUAAAAAGUUCAGUAUCGAGCCACGAGCACCUGAGUGGUAUUUUUGCCAGAAGAUGGAUUACUUGAAGAACAAAGUUCAUCCUUCUUUUGUCAGGGAACGUCGUGCUAUGAAGAGAGAUUAUGAGGAGUUUAAGGUGAAGAUAAAUGCAUUGGUGGCUACUGCACAGAAAGUGCCUGAGGAAGGUUGGACUAUGCAAGAUGGUACUCCUUGGCCUGGCAACAAUGUCCGGGACCAUCCCGGCAUGAUUCAGGUGUUCUUGGGGCAUAGUGGAGUUCGUGAUACAGAUGGGAAUGAGUUACCUCGUCUAGUGUACGUUUCUCGUGAGAAGCGGCCUGGAUUUGAUCACCAUAAGAAAGCUGGUGCUAUGAACUCUUUGAUCCGAGUCUCUGCUGUUCUAUCAAACGCGCCUUACCUUCUAAACGUGGACUGUGAUCACUACAUCAACAACAGCAAGGCGAUUAGAGAAGCAAUGUGUUUCAUGAUGGAUCCUCAGUCCGGAAAGAAAGUUUGCUACGUUCAGUUUCCUCAGAGGUUUGACGGGAUUGAUAGACACGAUCGAUACUCAAAUCGCAACGUGGUGUUCUUCGAUAUUAACAUGAAGGGUCUUGAUGGGAUACAAGGACCAAUAUACGUCGGGACAGGUUGCGUCUUUAGAAGACAAGCGCUAUAUGGUUUUGAUGCACCGAAAAAGAAGAAACCACCAGGCAAAACAUGCAACUGUUGGCCUAAAUGGUGUUGUUUGUGUUGUGGGUUGAGAAAGAAGGGUAAAACAAAGGCUAAAGAUAACAAAACAAACCUUAAAGACACUACUUCAACGCAGAUUCAUGCUGUGGAGAACAUCCAAGAAGGUGCCAUCGUUGCAGUGUCAAACGUUGGGAAGAGAUCUGAAGCAAACCAAUUGAAACUGGAGAAGAAGUUCGGACAAUCUCCGGUUUUCGUAGCUUCUGCUGUUAUGCAAGAAGGUGGAGUUCCUCGUAACGCAAGCCCCGCGUGUUUGUUGAGAGAAGCCAUUCAAGUCAUUAGCUGCGGAUACGAAGAUAAAACCGAAUGGGGCAAAGAGAUUGGGUGGAUUUAUGGAUCGGUUACUGAAGAUAUCUUAACCGGUUUCAAGAUGCAUUGCCAUGGGUGGAGAUCUGUAUACUGUAUGCCAAAGCGUCCAGCCUUCAAAGGAUCAGCUCCAAUUAACUUGUCUGAUCGUCUUCAUCAAGUCCUACGUUGGGCUCUCGGCUCUGUGGAGAUUUUCUUGAGCAGGCACUGUCCCAUAUGGUACGGUUACGGUGGUGGUUUAAAAUGGUUAGAGAGAUUCUCUUACAUCAACUCUGUUGUCUACCCAUGGACUUCACUCCCACUCAUCGUCUACUGCUCUCUACCAGCUGUCUGUCUACUCACCGGAAAAUUCAUCGUCCCCGAGAUAAGCAACUACGCGGGGAUCCUCUUCAUGCUCAUGUUCAUGUCCAUAGCGGUAACUGGGAUCCUCGAGAUGCAAUGGGGAGGCGUGGGGAUCGACGACUGGUGGAGAAACGAGCAGUUCUGGGUGAUAGGAGGAGCCUCUUCGCAUCUCUUUGCUCUCUUUCAAGGUUUGCUCAAAGUUCUAGCUGGAGUUGACACUAACUUCACGGUCACGUCAAAAGCAGCAGACGAUGGAGCUUUCUCUGAGCUUUACAUCUUCAAAUGGACGACUCUGUUGAUUCCUCCGACGACGCUUCUGAUCAUAAACAUCAUCGGAGUUAUUGUUGGUGUUUCGGAUGCAAUUAGCAAUGGUUAUGACUCUUGGGGACCUCUCUUUGGGAGGCUCUUCUUCGCUCUUUGGGUCAUUGUUCAUUUGUACCCGUUCCUCAAGGGUAUGCUUGGGAAGCAAGAUAGGAUGCCUACGAUUAUUGUGGUUUGGUCCAUUCUUCUUGCUUCCAUCUUGACGCUCUUGUGGGUUAGAGUUAAUCCGUUUGUGGCGAAAGGUGGACCGGUGCUGGAGAUCUGUGGACUGAGCUGUGGAAACUAG